AUGGAGUAUGUCUCAACAAUCUGGAACCCAUAUAUGAGAGGGGAUAUUGACAAACUAGAACGUAUCCAAAACAGAGGCUUACGAUUCAUCAAGAAAAACUACAGGAGUCGAGAAACAGGGUCCAUUAGUACCAUGAGACGCCAGCUUGAAAUGAAGACACUAGAGGAAAAAAGACACAGCCUCUGUCUUAUCCUGAUUUACAAGUUGGAAAGUGAUGCUGAAAAAUCCUUGAUAAAGACAAAAGGACCUACUAGUAAAUCAGAUGUGUUUUAUAAAUCAGAAGAACCAGUAAACCAAAUUCGACAAACUAUCCAUCAAUCAGACGUAUCAAUAAAUAAGACACUAGCAAAUGUCCAUCAAUUAGAAGACCAAGUACAAAGGACCAAUAUACAAGACAUGGUCCACGAAUCAGAAAAAUCAGUAAAUGAGCCACGAGAAACUGUUUAUAAACUAGAGGAACCGGAACACAAAACACAAGAACAUGUUGGUAAAUUAGAAACGUCAUUAGACAUUGCAAUUUUGAGACAGUCACAAGUAGCGGUGAUAAAAAAUCGGAAUCCUGAAGGAACACAUAUAUCAAAGGAUGUGUUUGAAGAUAAGAUCGGUGAAACAGUUGCAUGUGAGAAUAUUCAUGAAGAGAAAUUUAAACAAUUACUGAACAACAAUGCAGAUAUUUAUCAGUGCAGAGAUAAUGGAGCAUCUCCAUCUCCCUUGAAUGAUGCUUGUUUCUUGAAUCAUAUAGAGAUUGUAAAGGUAUUAUUAAACAAAAAGGAAGAUAUAAAUAAGUGUGAUGAUACCGGGGGAUUUCCUUUGUAUAUUGCAUGUCAACAAAAUCAUAUAGAAUUGGUAAAACUGUUACUAGAUAACAAGGCAAACAUCAAUAAACGUAUAAAAAAAGGAAUUUCUGCUUUGCAUGUUGCUUGUUUUUGUAAUCAUAUAGAGCUAGUAAAGGUGUUACUAAACAACAAGGCAGACAUUAACACUUAUGAUGAUGUUGUAGAUACUCCUUUGCAUAUUGCUUGUCUGGAAAAUCAUAAAGAGUUAGUUAAACUUUUACUCGACAAUAAGGCAGGCAUUAAUGCGUGUGAAGCUACUAAGGCAUCUCCUUUGACUGUUGCUUGUUAUAAAAAUCAUAUAGAGACAGUAAAGAUAUUACUGGACAACAAGGCAGAUAUUGAUAAGUGUGAUGGUACUGGAGCAACUGCUCUGUAUAUGGCUUGUCAGAAAAAUCACAAAGAGAUGGUAAAAAUAUUGCUCCAGAACAGGGCAGACAUCAAUAAAUGUGCAAAUAAUGGAGCAUCUCCUUUGAAUGUGGCUUGUGCGAAUGAUUAUGUAGAGCUGGUAAAGAUGUUAUUGGAAAACAAGGCAGACAUUGAUAAGUGUGAAGAGAAUGGAGCAACUCCUUUGUAUAUGGCGUGCCAGAAUAAUCAUAAAGAGAUAGUAAAUAUAUUACUCGACAAUAAGGCAAACAUUAAUGCGUGUGAUGAUCUCGGGGGCCCGUUGUAUAUUGCUUGUCAGAUUAAAGAUAUAGAGUUAGUGAAGGUUUUACUGGAAAACCAUGCAGACAUCAAUAAAUGUACAAAAAAGGGUGUAUCUCCGUUAUAUGUGGCUUGUCAGAAUGAUGAUGUUGAUCUAGUAAAGGUGUUAUUGGAAAACAAGGCAGACAUUAAUAAGUGUGUUGGUAAUGGGCCAACUGCUUUGUAUAUGGCAUGUCAGAAUAAUCAAAAAGAGAUAGUGAAACUAUUACUUGACAACAAGGCAGACAUCAAUAUGUAUGCAAUCAAGGGAGCAUCUCCUUUGAGUGUGGCUUGUGUGUCUAAUCAUAUAGAGGUAGUAAAUAUGUUAUUGAAAAACAAAGCAGACAUUGAUAAGUGUGAUGGUACUGGAGGAACUGCUUUGUAUAUGGCAUGCCAGAAUAAUCAUAUAGAGUUAGUCAAACUGUUACUGGACAAUAAGGCAGACAUCAAUAAAUGUGCACUAAAUGGGGCAUCUCCUUUGGAUGUGGCUUGUGUAUCUAAUCAUAUAGAGUUAGUAAAGGUGUUGUUGGAAAACAAGGCAGACAUAAAUAAGUGUGUUGGUAAUGUGGCCACUGCUUUGUAUAUGGCAUGUCAGAAUAAUCAUAAAGAGAUAGUGAAACUGUUACUGGACAAUAAGGCAGACAUCAAUAAAUGUGCACCUAAUGGGGCAUCUCCUUUGAAUGUGGCUUGUGAUAAUAAUCAUAAAGAGCUAGUAAAAGUGUUAUUGGCAAACAAGGCGGACAUUAAUACGAUUGAUGGUAAUGGAGCAACUGCUUUGUAUAUGGCAUGCCAGAAUAAUCAUAAAGAGAUAGUCAAAAUAUUACUUUACAACAAUGCAGACAUCGAUAGAUGUGCAAAUAAUGGAGUAUCUCCUUUGAAUGUUGCUAUUAAAAAUAAUCAUAUAGACCUAGUGAAAUUGUUAUUAGAACACGCGGCAGCCAUUAAUAGAAGGAAGUAA
Mytilus trossulus (common blue mussel) is the source of this 2475-nucleotide messenger RNA. Its product is annotated as ankyrin-3-like. Bases 1 to 2475 code for a protein of 824 amino acids. Lineage: Eukaryota; Metazoa; Mollusca; Bivalvia; Mytilida; Mytilidae. The transcript has 3 exons. Gene Ontology annotation, molecular function: protein binding. The record is from RefSeq and is a predicted model, not a curated record.